This is a messenger RNA of Gloeophyllum trabeum ATCC 11539, 1836 nucleotides long. Its product is annotated as T-complex protein 1. The record is from RefSeq and is a predicted model, not a curated record. Gene Ontology annotation, cellular component: chaperonin-containing T-complex. The transcript has 9 exons. Gene Ontology annotation, biological process: protein folding. Gene Ontology annotation, molecular function: ATP-dependent protein folding chaperone; ATP hydrolysis activity; ATP binding. The coding region runs from base 53 to 1654 and encodes 533 amino acids. NCBI's taxonomy places the organism in Eukaryota, Fungi, Basidiomycota, Agaricomycetes, Gloeophyllales, Gloeophyllaceae.
GCGGCUGAAUCUUUGGGACGCUAUUGACCGCUGCGUACGACAGACUCUUACAAUGGCGUCUGCAGCACUUUCAGCGACCUCGGGUCCUUCUGGAAUGACCGCGUUCAAUGACAAAAACAAACCGAUGGAGGUCAGAUUGUCCAACCUGAUUGCUGCCAAAGCCAUCAGUGAUGCGGUGCGGACAUCCUUGGGUCCAAGAGGAAUGGACAAGAUGAUUCAGACGGCAAAGGGGGAGGUUAUCAUCACCAAUGAUGGAGCUACGAUUCUUCGGAGUAUACAAGCCUUGCAUCCUGCUGCCAAGAUGCUCGUUGAUUUGUCUGCAGCUCAAGACAUCGAGGCGGGAGAUGGUACGACAUCGGUUGUUGUACUUGCGGGCUCCUUGUUAGGUGCUGCAGAGAAGAUGCUGCAAAAGGGCAUUCACCCUACCAUCAUUGCCGAUUCGUUCUUGAGAGCGUCUGCAAAAGCUGUGGAGUACCUUACGGAGAUAUCUACGCCCAUAGACUUGAACGACAAGGCGAGCUUACUUCGGGCAGCGACAACCUCACUUAACUCUAAGAUUGUCUCCCAAUACUCAUCCACAUUGGCACCUAUUGCUGUGGCGGCUGUCACCAAACUUGUUACCCCCACCUCCUCCACAGUCGACCUCCGCGACAUUAGGAUAGUGAAGAAGGUCGGAGGCACCAUUGAAGACACCCAAUUAGUGGAGGGUGUUGUCCUAAAUCAAAACGUCGUCGUCGCUGCUGGCGGACCAACAAGGAUAGAAAAAGCCAAGAUCGGUCUCGUCCAGUUCCAACUCAGUGCACCGAAACCCGAUAUGGAUAACACCGUGGUAAUUAAUGACUAUCGCCAGAUGGACAAGGUCCUCAAGGAGGGCCGUCAAUAUCUUCUCAACAUCUGCAAAAAGAUCAAGAAGGCAAAUUGCAACGUCCUCCUCAUCCAAAAAUCCAUCCUGCGAGACGCGGUUGACGACAUCUCGUUGAACUUCCUGAAGAAGCUCAAUAUCCUCGUGGUCAAGGACAUCGAGCGUGACGAGAUAGAAUUCCUGAGCAAGAGUCUGGGAUGCAAACCUGUUGCGGACAUCGAAGCUUUCACGGAGGACAAGCUGGGCUACGCGGAUCUUGUCGAAGAGACAAGCGAGAGCGGUCCCAAGGUUGUCAAAAUUACUGGCGUCAAGCAUAAAGGCCGGACCGUGAGUAUCUUGGCGAUGGGUAGCAAUUCGCUCGUGUUGGAAGAGUGCGAGCGUAGUCUGCAUGACGCGCUUUGCGUUGUCAGAUGCCUAGUAAAGAAGAGGGCUCUGAUCAGCGGCGGUGGGGCACCUGAAAUUCACGUUUCGCGUCUGUUAUCGCAAUACGCCCAGUCCCUGAAGGGCAUGGAGGCGUACUGCUUCCAGGCAUAUGCAGAUGCUUUGGAAGUCAUUCCCACAACACUGGCUGAGAAUGCUGGUUUGAACCCUAUCGCCAUCGUCACUGAACUCAGGAAUCGGCACGCCCUGGGCGAACGCAAUGCUGGUAUCAAUGUCCGCAAGGGAUUAAUAUCCAACAUCUUGGAGGAGGAUGUCGUACAACCUUUACUAGUCUCGACGAGCGCAAUCGAGUUAUCAACCGAGACGGUUUGCCUGUUGCUGAAGAUAGAUGACUACGUUCAGGCUCGGUAGUCAUAACAAUAAUGUAACUUUAGUGCCAUCUACGCCAUUAUGAUAAGCUCGACGAUGAUAUGAUAGGUCUAACAUGUACCUCGAUCCAUCUCGAUUACCGCUGCCCGUAACAAAGCAAAUACUCCCGGAUUAAUCCCCCUGCCCUUUGGCGGCCCUAUGCAGAGAAUAGGCCAGGUGCGGUG